AUGCCCCGCACCGGUGACGUCAUGAUCCUCAAGUCCGACCAGACCCUCAAGCCCUGCAAGGACUUCACCGCCCAGAUCCAGACUCUCGACAUCCCCGGCGAGGUCAAGGCCGGCUACAGCCCCAUCGGCUUCGUGCGGUGCGGCCGCUCCGCCUGCAAGAUCACCAAGAUCAACUGGAAGGUCGGCAAGGAGACUGGUGGCAAGAAGCUGGACGCCCCCCACGCGCUCAAGGCCAACGAGAUGGCGGAGGUUGUCUUUGAGCCCUGCCAGCCCCUGGUGGUGGACCACUUCAAGGCGUGCGAGGGCCUGUCCCGCAUCGCUUUCCUGGACGGCAACACCGCCGUCAUGCUCGGCAAGGUGACCGCCGUGAGCCACAAGUGA
Molecule: messenger RNA, 381 nt
Organism: Monoraphidium neglectum
Lineage: Eukaryota; Viridiplantae; Chlorophyta; Chlorophyceae; Sphaeropleales; Selenastraceae
Product: elongation factor EF-1 alpha subunit
Exons: 3
Coding region: 1-381 (126 amino acids)
Biological process (GO): translation
Molecular function (GO): GTPase activity
Source: RefSeq, a predicted model, not a curated record